Trichogramma pretiosum is the source of this 1741-nucleotide messenger RNA. RefSeq lists its product as uncharacterized. The transcript is spliced from 2 exons. The record is from RefSeq and is a predicted model, not a curated record. Bases 100 to 1575 code for a protein of 491 amino acids. NCBI's taxonomy places the organism in Eukaryota, Metazoa, Arthropoda, Insecta, Hymenoptera, Trichogrammatidae.
UGUACCAUACCCUCGUACGGCUCUGUCACCUUUGCUUUCACUCAGUCGAUCGCUCACAGUCGCCGUUGACACAGCACACGGCAAGUAAACAAAGACAAAAUGCUGCUUCUCGUCCGGCAAUUCAAUGUCAUCAUGGCCCUCGGCCUGAUAGUAGCGACGAUCUACACCUGCUGGAAAGGCGCCACUUUGUCCUACCACCUCCAUACCAGUCCUCCGGAAAUCAAGCCCUCCAUCGUCCACUACACCUACCCGGGCCAGAAUCUGGUCUUCGAUCGGCGCUCGUACGAGAACGACCUGCGAGCGUACGUCGUCUGCGACCGGCAGCCACGGGUGGUGGUCGACGAACGGCGCAGAUACCUCGACUGCGAGGUGAACCUGGACGACCGGAAGGGCCAACGGUACCAAUGCCCCAUCAUGCUGCGGAUAAAUCGACGAAGCACCGGCUACGUCACGCCCGGCACGAUGAAGGUGCGGCUCCUGGGCAAGAACAAGACGAUCCUGAGCUGGUACGACUAUAGCAUGCCCAUGUCUGCGGCCAACAGGUGGCGACUGUUCGUCGUGCACCUCGAAGACUGCCUGGUCCAGGAGGCCGCCGCCGAACAACUGAGCCAGCUACGGCCUUACGGCUUCGUCGUCUACGACGAGACGAGAUUCGCGGCGAUAGUCAUCAGCGACAAUCCGGCCAGCAAGUGCUACGUCGGACCGAUGCAGAUCAACCAGGUGACCAUAUGCAGGCUCGGCUUCGACGCAGAUCGUCUCCAGAACGCGGACGGGCCCUACCUCUGGUUCGAGCAGUCGCAGCGUGACAACGCGAUGACCGUGGCGCCGCUCGUGGACGGCGAUCCAACGAGCGACCACCUGGUCGUCGAGCACUUCAUCGACCCGGCGAGCGGCUUCCUGAUCGCCGGUGUGUCGCUCGUCGUCGGGAACAGACACGACAAGAAUCCUGCAACGCUGGCCAGGUAUCGGCUUCUGGACUCCUUCGAGUACCGUCGAGGAGCCGAUCCGACGGAGCGCUUGGCCUACUCGACGCGCAACGGCUUCCUGAGCAUCUGCGCCAAGGUCCUGCGCGGCGACGACGAUCCGCCGAGCGUCCGCUAUUGGCUGACCUGCGCCCAGUGGGAUCGUCGAGGCCGCCUGAGAUACGAGCACAAGUUCCAGCCCAAGUAUCCGCACUUGAACGAGAUCGCCGUGCUGAACGUCGCGGACACCGACGGCGACAUGCUCGUGCUCACGGCCCAGUGCGACGAAGCCACGUGUCUACGCGCCGAGAAUCGUAUGAUCUGGCUGACGAGGAUGACGAGACGCGGCCUGCGGAUCCUGACCGGCUGGUUGGACAAGUACGGCUGCGACGGGAGGACAUACCGGGCCGACCUGCAGGUAUUUCAAAGGGAGGAGGACGGAUUGUACUGCGUCAGCCAAGUUUGCUACCAGGACUUUUGGGCGAACCCGAACAAGAAUAGGACGAGCGAGUUCGCGUUCGAGACCAAGUGCUUCGGGUUGGGUAACCAGUGGCGUAAGAUCCCUCCGAUAGUAAAUGGUUCGCACGGUAACAACGUUUACACGUUCUCGUAACGCGCUGCGAUCGAUGAAUAUGUUUUGUUUACGUCCCGUUUGAUAUAUAAUUUUAUAUAACUCUGUAACGACGAGUUUUGAAUCAAUUGUAUGUAUAUAGUGUACAGACACAUUUAACGUGACUUCGAUUGGGAUAAAUAAAUGAUUUUUGACAGUUUAAACGAUA